AUGUAUACGCACGAAGGCACGGGGGCGAGACGCGCGACGUCGCCGUUGCUGGAGUUCGCCAAGACGCAUGAGGCAGAGGUAUUGGCGGUGCAGUACCCGGGGCGAGGAAAUCGUUCGAAAGAGUCGUGUGCAUUUGAGAUCGAUGAAAUCAUCCAUCCUCUGUUGCCCGUGGUAGCGGGGAAGUUGUCAGAGUGCCCAUACGUCGUUGUCGGGCAUUCCGUCGGCUCGUGGAUCGCUUACGAGUUCUUGCAACUGCUACGCGCUCGGGGCGUUCGCAUGCCCGAGCACGUCUUCCUUUCGGCAUUUCCGUACCCAGAUAUUCCUCACGACGUCCGGCCGUGGCGCAUAAACGUGCUGUUGGACGAAGAGGGAUUCAAAGAUGAGUGUCGCCGAUGGGACGUCAACGAGCUUGUUUUUGGCGAUAUUUGGAAAAUUUACCAACCGCUGAUGCGCGCAGAUUUUCACUUGUUUGACAAAUACGAUCACGUACACGAUGGGAAGGAGAACUUUACAUGGCCUCUGACCGUGUUUCACGGCGAGAGCGAUCGGAUGAUCACGCGCGAGAUGUGUCAAGGCUGGGAAACGCACACGACGGGCGAGUUCGAGCUGCUCGCGAUCCCCGGUCAUCACUUGUUCCCGCUUCAAAAAGAUCAAAAGGCGAUGUGGCUUCGAAAAAUCGCCGAAAGACUUCAGAACGUCGUCGCGCGCACCGCGGCGUAA
This is a messenger RNA of Ostreococcus lucimarinus CCE9901, 720 nucleotides long. RefSeq lists its product with no specific name. Gene Ontology annotation, biological process: lipid biosynthetic process. The record is from RefSeq and is a predicted model, not a curated record. The transcript has a single exon. The coding region runs from base 1 to 720 and encodes 239 amino acids. NCBI's taxonomy places the organism in Eukaryota, Viridiplantae, Chlorophyta, Mamiellophyceae, Mamiellales, Bathycoccaceae.